AUGAAGAGGCAUAUUACUAAUACAGUGAAGCAAGUGGGCGGGACAUCCCAUCCUGAGUUUGCUUUGGAGAGGCUGAUUACUAACAUUAUCCUUAAAGCAGAAAGACCACGAAGCAAACGAAUGGUCAUGGCUGUUUUUGGUGGAGAUUCUGAGCACAGCAAUGCUCAGCUUGAUUAUUUGUCUAGACUGUAUCGUUGUAACCCAGACCCAUUGUGUGGUGUAAUCCGGCCUUCACCCCUGCAGAUGGAUUUGGACAUCUCUGUGCUGCUGGAUGGGUCUGAUAACCUGAACACUCAACAGUAUGUAAACACGAAGGAGAUCCUGCUGUCUCUGUUGGACCGGAUCGAUAUUCUGCCAACUGAAGCGCCCACCGAAGAGCCCUUCACAACAGAGGAACCUUUUGAGCAAUAUGAAGAUGUUUAUGAUGAGCAAAACACAGAACCAAUCACUGAACCCAGUGAAUAUGAUGACACUGAACAAUUUACAGAAGAGCACAAAAAGGACAAAAUGGAGCCUUCAAAGACUAAAGCACGAUGCUUCCUUGAGAAAGAUUCAGGCCAUGUGUGUGGAUCGUAUAUGUCCAGAUGGUAUUACAGCCAGCAGACUAAGAAAUGCAUGCACUUCUGGUAUGGUGGUUGUGGCGGAAAUGAAAACCGAUUCUUGACAGAGGAUGAGUGCUUUAGGGAAUGUGUGUCUACAGGCCAUUUACCUGUACAGAGUUUUGAGAUUGUUCAAACUUCCGCCACAGAAUCUGAAAAUCCUCCAAAGGAUGAUUCCAGUAUCAAGGACAUUUGCCAGCUCAAACUCGAUGCAGGAUCUUGCUCAAACUUUUCAGUGAAAUGGUACUUCAACGUCCGCAGUGGUGGAUGUGUCCAGUUCUGGUACGGAGGCUGUGACGGGAACAGCAACAGGUUCGACACUCAGGAGGACUGUGAGAUUCGCUGUCUCAGGGCCAAAAAAGUAUCUCCAAACAUCUAAACUGUGAUAUCUAAUGAAUUUUAACAGCUUUAUUCUUUCAUGGUCAUGAUCGUAUCCUCAUCACGAUUGUCAAAUGGCAGCCAUAGAAGCAGUUUUAGCUAUAUGUAUUUGUAUAUUUAGCUAAACGUAAAUUUAUAUUUAGCUAAAUUUGAGUGUAGGAAAGAUUUGAUUACAAGAGCAGAAUUUUUAAAGGUGAAGUUUACAAUGAUGCGUCAUUAGUUGCACCAGAAAGAACUGCAAAAAUAAUGAUUCACUUUCAGUAAUUUCAGCCAUCGCUCGGUUAAACUCAUGCCACUUUCUGAGAUAAUGUUGUUAGACAGCUUAAACGUACAGAUUGCAAUUCUGUUUGGUGCCAUUAGCAGUGCAGAAAAAAACAUUGCUCACGUUUAAUUUAAAACGCAAUUUUAGAUUUUUGUUUAAAUCACCUUUAUAAAACAAAAUUUCUUGAGUGAAUUAGAUUUUUUUUUUUUUAAAUGCACAUUGUCAUCAAGACGACUGUU
This is a messenger RNA of Sinocyclocheilus grahami, 1478 nucleotides long. RefSeq names its product papilin-like. Gene Ontology annotation, molecular function: serine-type endopeptidase inhibitor activity. The record is from RefSeq and is a predicted model, not a curated record. The coding region runs from base 1 to 978 and encodes 325 amino acids. NCBI's taxonomy places the organism in Eukaryota, Metazoa, Chordata, Actinopteri, Cypriniformes, Cyprinidae. The transcript is spliced from 6 exons.